AUCAUUUGGAGAAUCUUGAAACAUAUGGAAAUACUAAUGCUUUUUGAGCAACUUGGAGCAUAACAGUCAUCAAAGUAAGAUGCUGAAAAUCCUCUAUCUGAAUGUGAUUGAUUUUCUUCAGUCUUUGGCACAUCCACUCUUCUGUUUCAGACAAUCUUUGUAGUCUAUUCUGAUGACUCAUCUCACCAAACUCUUGUUGUGAAACUUCGUUGGAUUUCCUUUUUCUCCUGUCUCCCAACAUGGCUGAAGUCAAUGCUUACACUACAUGCAGGGAACCAUGAGGUUGUGGCUGUCCGUGCUGACUUUUGCCCUGUCCUUGCUGAUCUGCUUGGGGACGCUGGCAGAGGCUUAUCCAUCCAAACCGGACAAUCCUGGAGAGGAUGCACCAGCAGAGGACAUGGCCAGAUACUACUCGGCACUGAGGCACUACAUCAAUCUCAUCACAAGGCAGAGAUACGGAAAGAGAUCAAGCCCAGAAACGCUGAUUUCUGAUCUUUUGUUGAGAGAAAGCACAGAAAAUAUUCCUCGAUCUAGGUUUGAAGACCCUUCUAUGUGGUGAUGGAAAUUACAAUGCAUCGUCAGCCUUUUGCUAGUUUUCAAUCCAUAUUUCAUUGCUCUAAGAUAAAUUGGAGUUUAACAUUCCUCAGUGCAUGCAGUCAUUGUACUGAAUUCUGUAAAGUUUUCUGUCGUCAUACUUGUAUAUACAUUUAUUUAAAUAAAUUAUUUGUGCAUUCCAAAAUGUAACAUACUAAAUGAAAAACAAUGACACUGUUACUGGUAAAGAUUUGUUUUAAACUAUUAAAAUCGAACUACAACCUCCCUGCAGUCUAAAGUAGCACGCACAGUAAUAAUUUCACAAAUAUUACAGUAAUUGUUGCAACAAGUUAGAUAAUGACAACUUUUACUUAA
This is a messenger RNA of Alligator sinensis (Chinese alligator), 909 nucleotides long. It is a transcript of the gene NPY, whose product is annotated as neuropeptide Y. The coding region runs from base 266 to 559 and encodes 97 amino acids. Gene Ontology annotation, biological process: neuropeptide signaling pathway; feeding behavior. The record is from RefSeq and is a predicted model, not a curated record. NCBI's taxonomy places the organism in Eukaryota, Metazoa, Chordata, Crocodylia, Alligatoridae. Gene Ontology annotation, molecular function: neuropeptide Y receptor binding; neuropeptide hormone activity. Gene Ontology annotation, cellular component: extracellular region. The transcript is spliced from 5 exons.